Molecule: messenger RNA, 1388 nt
Organism: Leptidea sinapis
Lineage: Eukaryota; Metazoa; Arthropoda; Insecta; Lepidoptera; Pieridae
Exons: 2
Coding region: 85-1080 (331 amino acids)
Source: RefSeq, a predicted model, not a curated record
UGUGGCGCACGCGUCUAGCGACAACUAGUAUUUCUUAAACCUCUCGCGGUGUUUUUUGGUCUGCUUUAAAUAAUUUACACAAUUAUGGUUAACUGUGGAAGUUGUGGUCAGGAAGCAAGAGACUGUGUUCAAUGCAGUUCAUGUUCUAGGCAUUUUGACUACCAAUGCUCAGGUAUUACCGAGGCCGGGUACCGUAAACUUGGCAUAGAAAGGCAGGCAGCCUGGAGAUGUCCUUCCUGCAAAUCUGGUGGAUCAGCUGUUUCACCUCGUAUAAUUUCAGGAGAAAGCGGCUUAUUACCCAAGCCAGUGACAUUGGAUCAAGUCAUGCAAGAGCUCAGAAAUAUCAAACGCACAGUGGAUUCGGUGUCAAACAUUGUUGCGGGUAUCGAAAGCAUUAAAAGUGACGUCAGCGAGUUGAAAACCUCAAUGGGUCAAUUCACAUUAAAAUUUCAAGGUCUAGAAGAAAGGAUCCAUGUUAUAGAACAAGCCCAAGCUGAGGUCCUGAAGCUAAGUGACCGUAUUCUUACUAUGGAAAGUGACCUGAAUGACAAAAAUCAGUGGAUGCGGCUGAAUAAUGUGGAGAUCAAAGGUGUUCCCAUGAAGGACCGUGAAAACCUGUUUGAAAUUAUAAACAAAAUUGGAAAUAAAAUUCAAUAUCCCAUCACAAAACAAAAUAUAAAUUUUUUGGCGAGAGUGCCUUCGAGAGAUGGCCUAGCCGACAGGGCCAAGCCGAUUAUAGUUUCAUUUUUAAGUAGGUAUGUGAAAGAUGAUUUUGUUGCCUCUGCACGUUCAUUCAAGAAGUUGAUUGCUGCGGACAUUGACUUGCCAGGUACCUCGCCAAUAUUUAUUAAUGACCAUUUAACUGUGGAAAAUAAGAUCCUUCUUAAGAAAACUAAAAAAUUGAAGGAAGAAAAGAACUUUGAUUUCGUCUGGGUAAAAAACUGCAAAAUAUUCGCAAGAAAAAAUCCGGGAUCCAAAAUAAUAACUAUCAAGAGCGAGAAAGACUUGUUAAAAAUGCAGUCAGAAAAAGGGUGGCGGUGUGGCUAUAGCAGUUCACCGUCGAUAUACAUCUUUGUGUAAUGUGGAUUGGUUAUCGAGCGCAGAGGAUUUGUGGGUUUCUGUCAAACUGCGUAACUCUCGGAGGACGGUAAUUACAUUGAAUAUAUGUGUCUUAUAUUUAUGCGAUCAAAAAGGAGGUUUGAAUUUCUUUCAACAAUUAGAUAGCUUUUGUCGGAAUCUUAGUAACAUAGUUGAUUGUAAUUUGUCACAGAAAUUUCUUGUUGUUGGAGACUUCAACAUGAGUGACAUUUUAUGGCUUCAGUCUGACGUUGGUUAUGUAUCUUCUAUUCUUACGAAUCCCCGAAAGCAAGAAUUUAUUAAUCACAUGA